CUACUCGUUGAUUUCCGGUCGAUUCCCAAACAGACGCCAUUUUGUGUACGAGUAGGGGUGAGGGAACGGAGGACUCGUCCCGCGUGAAUAUUUCCUGAACCGCUGGUAUUAUUCAUUCAUCAGCAUGUCUGGUGACCACAGCGCCGAGGAGGGCUUCGUAAUCCGCGUGCGCGGCCUGCCCUGGUCGGCCACCGAGGACGACAUCAUCAAGUUUUUUGAUAAUGUGAACGUGAAGGGCGGCACGUCGGGCAUCUACCUGACGCUGUCGCGCGAGGGCCGGCCCAGCGGCGAGGCGUACGUCGAGCUCUGCUCGGAGGCCGACUUCGAGGCGGCCAAGAAGAAGCACAACUGCACCAUGGGACACCGCUACCUGGAGGUGUUCCGCUCCAAGCGCUCCGAGAUGGAGUGGGUGGUGAAGCGGUCCGGCAUGAACGCCGCCUCGUCCAUGGACGACGGCUGCGUCCGUCUACGCGGCCUGCCGUUCGGCUGCUCCAAGGAGGAGAUCGCCAACUUCUUCUCGGGGUUGGAGGUGGUUCCCAACGGGAUAACCAUUCCCCUGGACGGGCAGGGCCGCUCCUCGGGGGAGGCCUACGUCCAGUUUGUAAACAAGGAGGUGGCCGAGCGGGCGCUGGCGAAAAAUAAGGAGAAAAUCGGCCACAGGUACAUCGAGAUCUUCCGGAGCAGCCUGAACGAGAUCCGGGCGGCGCAGGGCGCCGGCAAGGUCCGUCCGCUGAUGAUGGCCCGGCCGACGCCGUACGACCGCGGAGACCGCUGGGGAGGCGGGCCCGGCCGCUACGGCGCCGGCGCGCGCGGCGGCGCUCGCAGAGGCUUCCAGGCCGACUACGAGGACUACUACGGCGAUGGCGGCGCUGGCGCCUGGGCCGGCAACGGCAUGGGCGGCGGCGGCGGCGGCGGCAUGGGCCGCGGCGGCGGCAUGCUGGGCGGCGCCAUGAAGGGCAUGGGCGGCGGCGGCGGCGCCGGCGGCAAGUCCUGGCAGAGCAUGACCGGGCACACCGUGCACAUGCGCGGUCUGCCCUACCGCAGCACCGAGUCCGACGUCAUUGACUUCUUCCGGCCGCUCAACCCCGUGCACGUGCACAUGCUGUUCGACGACAUGGGACGGCCGUCCGGCCAGGCCAACGUCGACUUCUCGUCGCACGAGGAGGCUGUCAAGGCCAUGUCCAAGGACAAGUCUCACAUGGCGCACCGCUACAUCGAGCUGUUCCUGAACAGCACGCCGGGCGGCAACUACGCGGCGCAGGCGGUGCCGCAGGCCGGGCCGGGCUUCGGCGCCGGCCUGGGCCGCGGCGGCUACGCCGGCGGACAGUGGCCGGUGACCGGCGACGGCGCCCAGGCCGACUACAGCGGAGCUGGCUUCAACCCGGCCGGCUACGGCGCCAUGGGCGGCUUCAAUGGCUCCUCCCAGAUGACUGGCAACAACUACAACUCCUUCAUGUAGACGCCGUCGGCCACGGUUUCGACCGGUUCGUGCAGACUGCGCCACCGGCGGUUAUAGGCGGCGCCACCGGCGGCAACUUUUGUUUUACUGGGCGCUGCCGACAGCUGGUGGUCGUAGCCACUUCCGUCUGGCCGGGCCGUGCGUGCCGCCGGCCCGCGCGCGCCGCCGGCUAGCCGCGCGCGGCGUCUCUCACGUGUCAUUCUCGUCCCAUCGCUCAUCCUCGUGCGGCCUCGACCUCAAAAUACAGGAGUGGAGAGCUG
Pollicipes pollicipes is the source of this 1719-nucleotide messenger RNA. Its product is annotated as heterogeneous nuclear ribonucleoprotein H. Gene Ontology annotation, molecular function: RNA binding. The transcript is spliced from 10 exons. The record is from RefSeq and is a predicted model, not a curated record. Bases 125 to 1459 code for a protein of 444 amino acids. Lineage: Eukaryota; Metazoa; Arthropoda; Thecostraca; Pollicipedomorpha; Pollicipedidae.